AUGUCAUCGACCGAAUCGAAAGAGAAGUCUCGCCGUCCCAUUCGGAUUGGCAAUGCAUCUGGUGCCAUUGGCGACGGCCUUGAUCAGGUUUUCCGACUGGCAUCUUCCGGCGCCGUGGAUGCCAUCACGGCCGAUUAUCUCGCAGAGUUCAACAUUGCGUGGAAGGCAAUCGAACUGCAAUCACGGCCUGAUCUGGGAUACGAACCCAACUUUCUCGAACAAUUAGCCUACAACAACGGAGAUGGUGCCCGUGCGGUGGCCAACAACAACGUCAAGGUUGUCCACGAUGGCGGCGCUCUCAAUCCCAAGAGCUUAGCUGAGAGGGUCGAUUCGUACUUUCGCAGCUUGGGAAUUCGACAUAUGAAGGUCGCUUGGGUCGAAGGCGACAAUGUCACCGAACAGAUCAGGACCAAUCGAUUCGGGAACCCGCAGCACCUGGACCAAGCUGGCAGGAAGUUUGAGACCGAGGGAAAACAAAUACUCGCGGCAAACGUGUAUACCGGACAGAGAGGUAUCAUCGAGGCACUCGAAAAAGGCGCAGACAUUGUGAUCUGCGGCCGGUGCUGCGAUGCGUCCCCUGUCAUGGCACUUGCAUCCUGGCACUGGGGUUGGAAACCGACCGACUACAACCAAAUUGCCGGCAGUCUCAUGGCUGGACAUCUCAUCGAAUGUGGUGCCUAUGUGACUGGCGGGAACUACUGCGGCGCUCAAGAAGUUGCUCAACUCCAUCAUGUCGGGUACCCAAUCGCCGAGAUUGCGGCAGACGGGACAUGCAUCAUCACCAAGCCCGAGGGCACCAACGGGGCCGUUACGGUAGACACAUGCAAGGGCCAACUGCUGUACGAGAUUCAAGGACCGACAUAUCUCAAUCCUGAUGUUGUGGCGCGGAUCGAUGGCGCCUGUCUUGAGCAAGUCGGCAAGGACCGCGUUAGACUGUCAGGAAUCGUGGGAAUCCCUCCACCCCAGACUGCAAAGGUCGCCAUCAGUGUUUUGGGCGGCUUCCAGGCCGAGAUCUCAGCAUACGCCGCAGGGCUCGACACUGAUUUCAAGUUCAACUUGAUGAAAGAACAAGUCCUGGGCCAAGUCAAUUUGGCAGAUUUCACAACCUUCAGCAUUGAGAAAUACGGGUCUGUAGGUACCAACCCUCGGUCACAGAAGUCCUGCACCGUCCAGUUUCGCUUUUUUGCCCAAAGCCCGAAGAAAGAGGCCUUCACUCAAUUCCGCAGGGCCAUCUUUUACAACGGGAUGCAGGGUUAUUGCGGUCUGCACCUCGGGAUGGACUGGCGGACAAUGGAGCCCAAGCCGUAUGUUCGGUACUUCCCCGCCCUGAUCCCUCAGGAAGUUCUUCCCAUCUUGACGGUACACUUCAUCUCGGGAGAGAAGUAUGCUGUUCCGCAGCCGAACUUCAAAGACAUGAGAGCCAUCUCAGAGUCUGCUUUGGCUAUUAGCCCCGCGUUGGCGAAUUCGCCAUCCACAAACGGACGAUUGAUCAGGCGUCCCCUCGGCGACCUCUUCUUCGCCCGGAGUGGCGACAAGGGCGGCAACGCGAACGUUGGCUUCUGGGUGCGAGAUCCAAAAGCAUUCUCCUUUGCGCAAGCCUAUUUGACGGUACCGAAACUGAUUGAACUUCUGGCCGACGACUGGGACGCUCAGUACUCUGUUGAGCGGUGUGAGUUCCCGCACCUCAACGCGGUCCACUUUGUGAUCAAGGGGAUUUUGCAGGACGGAGUAAGUAGUAGCAGUGUACUUGACGGAUUCGGGAAGAGUAUUUCGGAGUUUUUGAGGGCCAGGGUCGAUGAUUUGCCGUAUGAAUUAGUCCAAGUUGAAGAGCAGCGACGUAUGAGUGCGCAGCAAAAAGCCAUCUCAUCACGAAUGACGUUGUAG
This is a messenger RNA of Ilyonectria robusta, 1884 nucleotides long. RefSeq lists its product as uncharacterized. The transcript has 2 exons. Lineage: Eukaryota; Fungi; Ascomycota; Sordariomycetes; Hypocreales; Nectriaceae. The record is from RefSeq and is a predicted model, not a curated record. The coding region runs from base 1 to 1884 and encodes 627 amino acids.